UUUUUUUUAUGUUACAACGAAACACAAGAGUUGAUUUGGGCUGCUCAUGCUCAGCCUCGACAAGCUAUCUUUUGGACCUCCUUUCCUUUUUCUCUCUCUAGGAUUAAAUAAAAGGCUGUCCUUUUCUUUUUCUUUUUCUUUUUUUUCCCCCCCUCAUCUUUCUUUCUUAUUCUCUACUCUUUCAGAUAUCAGGUGGGCCAAGAGCCUCUUUAGAUUCAGACAAGAGUAUUGAGGAAUUCCAACACCAUAUUAUCAUUACUCUCCUUUCACUUCUUCCUAUUUUUGCCUUAUCUUCCUUCCACACACGCACACUUUAUUUUUCAUAUAUAGAAAAGACAAAAAAGAAAAUGACAGCUGAGAAAGAAAAUAGAAAAUCGCUUGCUCUAGUGCGCACCCGAACCCUGGAGCGUACACAGGGGAAUGCUGUCCCUAUUGAAUUCCGCACCUUGUCCAUCCAUGUAACAGAAACCCAACGCUCCAACAAGACUGGCGAGUUCACGGCCUUCGAGUCCAAGAAGAAUAAAUCCAAGGGUAAAGGCGAUGAGAACCUCGGUGUAGAGACCGAUUUCUUUGCUGCAGUUGAUUUCCACAAGUUAUCGACUGCAGAGAUUGCUCUGCGCUUCAAUUUGAAUGAAGCCCUGGGCUUGGAGCAAUCCGAAGCUGAACGUCGUCUCCGAGUGAACGGUCCUAAUACACUCGAUACACGCAAGCCCAACUACAUCAAAAAGGUCCUUGGUUAUAUCUUUGGAGGCUUCUGUUCGGUUCUCUGGAUUGGUGUGAUCACCUUCUUUGUUUGUUGGCAACCACCUCUUUCGAAUCCACCCAAUGUUACCAACUUGGCCCUUGCAAUCCUAGUUAUUUUUGUCAUCUUCCUUCAGGCCAGCUUCUCCGCUUUUCAAGACUUUUCUACGGCCCGUGUCAUGUCCUCUAUCCUGGACAUGAUCCCCUCGGACUGCAUUGUCUUCCGUGAUGGCAAAUUGGUUAAGAUCCCUGCAGCGGACUUGGUGGUUGGAGAUCGCGUCCAACUUUCACUUGGCAACAAGGUCCCUGCGGACCUACGCCUUAUCCAGGCCUCCAAUGAUACUCGCUUUGACCGCGCUGUACUGACAGGGGAAUCUGAGCCAAUUGAGGCGAGCAUCACAGCUACAGAUGACAACUUUUUAGAAUCAAAGAACAUUGCCUUCAUGGGAACUCAUGUGAUUCAGGGCUCCUGCGUCGGUGUGGUGAUCUUGAAGGGCAAUGACACCCUGAUGGGACGCAUCAACAAACUAACUGCAGGCCGUAAGGAGAAGAAGACAAUCAUCCAACUAGAAAUUUCUCGCUUUGUCCGUAUCAUUGUUUGCCUCACGAUAUUCCUUGCAACCUUAAUCCUUUCUGUCUGGGCAGCCUUUAUCCGCCCAACAUACCCUAAUUUUAUGCCCGUUGCUGUCUUGUUGGUCACCCUAAUGGGCUGUGUGGUUGCUUUUAUUCCAGAGGGUAUGCCUGUCUGUGUCUCUUUGACUCUAUUGAUGAUUGCCCGUAGAAUGCGCUCUAAUAACAUCCUGCCUAAAGCGCUUACCACUGUCGAGACCCUUGGGUAUGUGAACAUCAUCUGCUCUGAUAAGACUGGGACCCUGACUGAGAACAAGAUGUUUGUCACAAAUAUGGCCUUUUUGGAUAAUGAAUCGACCCCUGAAGAGGUGCAGCUCAAGAUCAAGAAGGAAGUUCGGCCCAACUCACUCCCACAACCGGAGGACAAUGCACAGGUCCUGGCCCUUCAACAAUUCCAGCUAGCAACAUCUCUCUGUAAUAAUGCCAAGUUCGAGCCGGAGACCAUGCAUUUGCCGAUCCAUGAACGCUCAAUCCUGGGAGAUGCCACUGACAGUGCUCUCUUGCGACUUUCUGCCCAGCUUUCGGAUGAUUCGGCCCUGGUAGGCUCCUUUGAGCGCACACAUGAGAUUCCUUUCAAUUCUCGUAAUAAAUGGAUGAUGGCUGUCUACCAAGGCUCAGCUCAGCGACCUCAGGUGAUCAAGACUCUAUUUGGUCCUGACAUGAGCAGCGCUGACAAGACUACAACUAACGAGAAAGGCUCUCAACUAGUGUUUGUCAAGGGUGCGCCUGAUGUUCUUCUGCCGUAUUGCACAUCGUUCCUAUCUGUGUCGAAUACACAUCAGCCUCUCUCUGCUGAAUGGAUGACUGAACUUUCCCGAAUCCAGAUGGCCUGGUCUCGCCGCGGUCAGCGUGUAUUGAUGCUCUGCAAGGGCCGCUACAACCCCUAUUUAGCUUAUCAUACCGGUAGUUCCUCCAACCACGAUGCAACCCAGGAUGAGUUGACUCGUCAAGGUCUUCAGGACCUGUGCAUCAUUGGCCUCGUUGGUAUUAUGGAUCCCCCCCGCCCUGAGAUCAAGGAUACAAUCGCCGCCUGCCGCAGAGCCGGCUCCCGCUUCUUCAUGGUCACAGGAGACUUUGGAUUGACAGCUGCUGCGAUUGCAAAACAAAUUGGGUUGUUCACUGGCGAUGCUGAUCCGGAUACUUAUGAGCACAUUAUGGACCCUAGCCGCAAGAAUAUUGGGGCCAAUGCCCCUGAACCACUUGAGGAAGAUGGUAGAUAUGAGACGGGUCGCCCUCAGUACCGUGAAGGGAGCUCUUUGGUACUGACUGGCUCAGACCUUCUCAGGAUGAGUCCUGGCGAGUGGGACCUCGUCUGUGCUUACGAGGAGAUUGUCUUCGCUCGUACAUCGCCUGAACAGAAGCUUAGAAUUGUUUCUGAAUUCCAACUUCGUGAUGGUGUUGUGGCUGUCACGGGCGAUGGCGUGAAUGAUGCUCCGGCUCUCAAAGCUGCUGAUGUUGGCGUUGCUGUUGUCUCCGGGUCUGAUGUUGCGAUUGAGGCUGCUGAUUUGAUUUUGCUGGGAGGAUUCGACGCCAUUCCUGAGGCUAUGCGUCUCGGCCGCCUUGUCUUCCAGAAUCUACAAAAAGUUAUUGGCUAUUUGCUUCCUGCUGGCUCCUGGUCUGAGAUUUGGCCUGUCUUGAUUAAUACAUUCCUCGGUACACCCUUACCUCUGUCCUCGUUCUUGAUGAUUAUCAUCUGCUGCUUUACGGAUUCUUUCCCUUGUACGGCCCUGGUCAUGGAGCAAGAAGAGUUUGACCUUUUAGCACAGCCGCCUCGUAAUGCUAAGAAGGACCAUUUGAUCACCGGACGUAUUUACCUCCAAUCCUAUAUUUUUAUAGGAAGCUGUAUGACCUUCUUCAGUAACAUGCUCUACUUUACUUACCUGAAGGAGUAUACGGGCCUAUCCUUCCAAGACCUAGCCCUGACGUACGGCAAUAUUGAUUAUUCGAAGCUUAAGCCCGGUAUCACACCUGAGGACUUUAAUGGUUUCUAUGUCAAUACAGGCCAAUGUGUGACCUUUGUGGCCUUAGUCAUCAUGCAAUGGGGAAAUGUUUUAUCGAUCCGCAACCGUCGCCUCUCGAUUUUACAAGGUAAUCCAUUCACGAAGGAACGUCGCAAUCCAUACUUGUUCCUGGGUAUGUUCUUGGCCUUGGCAACCGCAAUCCUCGUGACCGAAACCCCAUCGAUUAACGAAGUCAUGUUAACCAAUUCGGUCCCUAUCAAGUAUUGGUUACUCCCUAUCCCUUGCGCAGUUGGGAUCUUGGUGUUGGACGAGAUCCGUAAACUUACCGUUCGCUCUUACCCUAGAAGUAUCAUUGCUAGGCUAGCAUGGUAACAGCCAAAACAAACAAACAAACAAACAAACAAAAAAAAAAAAAAA
This is a messenger RNA of Lobosporangium transversale, 3749 nucleotides long. RefSeq names its product putative Na/K ATPase alpha 1 subunit. The transcript has 3 exons. Gene Ontology annotation, biological process: sodium ion export across plasma membrane; proton transmembrane transport; intracellular potassium ion homeostasis. The record is from RefSeq and is a predicted model, not a curated record. Gene Ontology annotation, molecular function: ATP binding; ATP hydrolysis activity; P-type sodium:potassium-exchanging transporter activity. Bases 348 to 3704 code for a protein of 1118 amino acids. NCBI's taxonomy places the organism in Eukaryota, Fungi, Mortierellomycota, Mortierellomycetes, Mortierellales, Mortierellaceae. Gene Ontology annotation, cellular component: membrane.